AUGGCUAAAUUCGUGCUGGCAGGCAGAGCAGAUUGUCCCUAUUAUGCUAAAGUGGAACUUCUGGCAGACUAUUUACAGAAGAAUCUUCCUGACUUUAAAAUACAUAAAAUUACACAACAUCCUGAUGUUUGGGAGGAGUGGCUGAAAGAUGUGUGUGAAAAGAACAAGUGGACUCACAAAAAUUCUCCCAUCAUCUGGAGAGAGCUGUUGGAUCGUGGAGGAAAGGGUAUGCUUUUGGGAGGCUAUAACGAGUUCCUGGAGCAUGCCCAGCUUUACUAUGGUGUCACCUCUAGCAUGACGAGUGAGCUGAUGCACAUAGUUGCUAAAGAAAACCUGGGGACACAUAUGAAAAAAGAGCUUGAAGGAAAAUCCCUCCAAGGCCUCAGCAGCCCCUUGCAGGUCUGGAUCGCCAGUGCAUCGGCUGCUGCCAGCUACAGUCUGAUUCCUUUAUUGGCAAGCGGUGAGGUAUUUGGGAUGCACACGGAAAUUAGCAUAGUUUUGUUCGACUACAAGCAGGAAAACCACCUCACAACUGUUCUGUUGGAGAGCCAGGACCUGGCAGCGCCAAUCCUCCAAAGCAUCACCAUUUGCACGAAAGUGGAAAAUGCUUUCCACCAGGCCCACGUGGUCAUCAUCCUGGACGACACCACUGAGAAGGAGGUGCUCACCAUCGAAGACUGCAUCCGGAGCAAGGUUCCUCUAUGCAGGCUGUACGGAUACCUGAUUGAGAAAAAUGCCCAUGAAUCCGUCAGAGUUAUCGUGGGAGGAAAAACCUUUGUGAAUCUUAAAACCGCCUUGCUAAUGCGAUACGCCCCGCGCGUGGCACACAACAUUAUCGCCGUGGCGCUGGGGGUGGAAGGGCAAGCCAAAGCUGUGCUGGCCAGGAGACUGAAAACCACUCCAGCAGAAAUCAAAGAUGUGAUAAUUUGGGGCAACAUUAGUGGAAAUAACUAUGUUGAUCUGAGGAAGACCAAGGUCUACAGAUAUGAGAGUGCUAUUUGGGGACCUCCUCACUAUUCACGUCCUGUUUUAAAAUUGAUUUUUGAUAGUGAGUGGGUAAACAAGGAAUUUGUGGCAACGCUUGAAAAUUUAUCAGCCACAGGAAAACAAUUUGGAGGUAUUUUAGCUGCACACAGUAUAGCUACUACAUUGAAAUACUGGUACCAUGGCUCACCACCUGGGGAGAUUGUGUCUUUAGGAGUACUGAGUAAAGGCCAGUUUGGUAUUCCUGAAGGGCUUGUCUUUUCUAUGCCUGUAAAAUUUGAGAAUGGAAGUUGGGUAGUUCUUACAGAUCUUGAAGGUAUUGAAAUAAGUGAACCAAUAAUGACCAGAAUGACAAGUGAUAUAAUUCAGGAAAAACUUGUGGCAUUUGGAGAUGUUAUCUAUUUUGAACCAUACCAAUCAGGUAACUCUGAUAGAAUCCAAGAUGAAGAGAAAGAUGUAGCUUUAUCAGCUAACUCUGAAGGCAAAAGCAUGAAACGGUAA
Orycteropus afer afer is the source of this 1485-nucleotide messenger RNA. It is a transcript of the gene MDH1B, whose product is annotated as malate dehydrogenase 1B. The record is from RefSeq and is a predicted model, not a curated record. Gene Ontology annotation, biological process: tricarboxylic acid cycle; malate metabolic process; oxaloacetate metabolic process. The transcript has 11 exons. The coding region runs from base 1 to 1485 and encodes 494 amino acids. Gene Ontology annotation, molecular function: L-malate dehydrogenase (NAD+) activity. NCBI's taxonomy places the organism in Eukaryota, Metazoa, Chordata, Mammalia, Tubulidentata, Orycteropodidae.